AUGUAGGCUUAUUAAUAAGAAAGGUGUUCUGUAGAAAAAAACUUUGAGCUUCAAGCUAUUCAAGCAAAUUUACAAUAAACUAUAACUCUCUACUAUUCUGACAGGAUCUUAUAAGUAUCUGUAGUAUUUAUAUUACCUUUAUGUUCUAGAGAAAUCAAAUUAAUUACAUGCCAAAUUUAAAAUAAUAAUAAAGCUUCUAAUUUGAUCUUGAUUAUUGUAGAAUAAUAUUCAGUCUAAGGAGCUGUAAAAGCGAAACAUUUUUUAGGUUUCAAGCUAAGAAUUAUGACAUAGCUUCUUACACUAGUUGCGCAGAGCAAAUAUUUUCUAUUUCAAAAAUACUUUCAGUAAAUCAAAAUAUUGCUGAAUCUUCAGCUUUUUAUUGUUCAGUUUGCAAAUACCCUUAGUAAUUGCACAAUCCACAGGCACAGUGACUCAAGGGAGCUAGCGAUACUUACGCACAAUGAUAUUGUUAAGAGAUAAUAGAGCGAUAGAUGGGAAAAAGGACGGGGCGGGGAGAAAAUUUUUUAAAACUUCACUUAUGAAAAUCUUAGAAUUAUUAUUCAGAAAAUAAAUAAAGUGGUAGGGUAAAUUUUAUUUCGUAUGGUGGAAAAUAAAUAAAUUACUCAAUGCGAUUGA
Tetrahymena thermophila SB210 is the source of this 636-nucleotide messenger RNA. RefSeq lists its product as hypothetical. The transcript has 2 exons. Lineage: Eukaryota; Ciliophora; Oligohymenophorea; Hymenostomatida; Tetrahymenidae. The record is from RefSeq and is a predicted model, not a curated record.